Trichomonas vaginalis G3 is the source of this 1614-nucleotide messenger RNA. RefSeq names its product ankyrin repeat and SOCS box-containing protein 4 family. Bases 1 to 1614 code for a protein of 537 amino acids. The record is from RefSeq and is a predicted model, not a curated record. Gene Ontology annotation, molecular function: protein binding. The transcript has a single exon. Lineage: Eukaryota; Parabasalia; Trichomonadida; Trichomonadidae.
AUGUCUGAUCAAGACGUUAAUACUAGUAAAUACAGUAAAUUAAGAAGUAUGUACAAAUACUAUAUUGACUCAUUUGCUUUACUGUAUCAGUUAAAAACCACCAAUGAAGAUGAAUUGAACGUGAUUUACAAAAUGAUUAAAAUGGAUUUGAUCGAAUCAAAGAAACAUCUUCCACAAAAUAUUAUAAAAGAUAUAUUAAAUAUUAUUCAAUAUAAUAACAUCUCUACUAAAUCAUAUUUGAUUCUUGCAAAGCUCAUUGCUGAUAAUUAUCAUGUAACAGAGGUCAGAGAUAUUUCACCUCUUUCUAACUUCCUGUUUUAUAAAGAAUAUGGAAUUAAAUUAGAUAUUUAUAAUGACUUUGAAGACAUGGAUUUAGUAAAUCUAGAUCUUCAUUCAGAAAGUUCACUUUACAGAGCAAUUUUGCAUGACGACAAAGAUUUUUUCAUUUUCUGCACGGAAUCCGAAGGUUUUGAUGAAAAUCAGGAACUUACAAACGGAUUAUAUCCACACUAUUAUAAAAGAUUUUCAUUCCUUGAAUUAUGUUGUUACCAUGGAGCAGUUGAUUGUUUCAAAAUAUUAAGAACUAAAUUUGAGGCAGAAAUAACUCAAGAAUGUCUGGAAUUUUCAUUUUUGGGAAGAAAUAAAGAGAUUAUGAGUGAAUGUUUGAAAUAUCAAAAACCAAAUGAAGAAUGCAUGAUAAAUGCAAUUAUUUCACACAACAUUGAUUUUGUUACAUUCUUGUGGAAUGAAUACAAUAUGGAGAUCAAUUUAUAUGCCUGUGGUGAAUUUAAUAAUAUUGAAGCAUUUUUAGUUUAUUUCGAUCAAACUAAUGAUAUUAACAAAUGCUUUUUUUAUUCACCGAUGUUUGAUAUUUCCUCUCUUUGCGAAUAUUUCCUUUCACUUGGUGCUGAUGUCAAUACUAAAAAUGAAAAUGGUGAAAUAGUCUUUCAUUAUACUUCAUUGAGAAAUUGUAAAGAAAUAAUCGAAUUGCUUCUUUCGCAUGGUGCAGAUAUCAAUUCAAUGGAUGAACGCGGAGCAACAGCUCUUCAUUAUGCAGUACUAGAUAAUAAUAAAGAAUCAAUUCAACUUCUUCUUUCAUGCGGUGCAAACAUCAAUCAAAAAGACGAAGAUGGAGAAAGUGUUCUCCAUCAAGCAGUAUUUGAUGAUAAUAAAGAAAUAACCGAGUUUCUUGUUUCACUCGGAGCAAAUAUCAAUCAAAAAAAUAAUGAUGGAAAAACAGCUCUUCAUUUUGCAGCAGAAAAUGAUAACAAAGAAAUAGCCGAAAUACUUCUUUUGCACGGUGCAAACAUUAAUGCAAAGGAUAUAUAUGGAAAUACAGCUCUUCAUAUUGCGGUAGAAAAUAAUAGUAAAGAAACAGCCAAAAUUCUUCUUUUGCACGGCGCAGAUAUCAAUGAAAAAAAUGAUAAUGGACAAACCGCUCUUCAUAUUGCCGUAGAUAAUAAUACGAAAAAAAUAACUGAAAUUCUUCUUUUGCACGGAGCAAACAUCAAUGAAAAAGAUAAAAUGGAGAAAACUCCUCUUCAAAUUGCAACAGAAAAUGAUAGAAAAAAGAUAGUCAAAUUACUUCUUUUACACAGUGCAAAUAUCAAUUAA